CUCUUUUAUUCUAUAUCAUUGCUCUCUAAUCCAUUAGCGUAAAAUACCCCACCCACCGAACUUUCCAAUUUCUAUUAUCAUUGUGUAGCAAUAAGAGGUUAUAUCCAGGACUGAUCUUGGAGACAUGCCCACUAAACCCUUAUUUAAAUAAGCGCAUUUAAACUUUUUCGAUAUUUUGUUCACGAAAGCUCAUCGACCACGCUGCCCUGCAAUCAGUGGGAAAGAAAACUGUACGGGUUCAGCCAGAAUCGAAGCUGACAGAUAACUCUUUUCAUUCGUUCAGUCCGAGUAUAGCAACAAAGUCAGAAGAAAAAAGACCAUUUACUCGUGAUGGCACCACCCGUGAAACAGGAAUCGCCGCCUGCGUCCGCUGAGAUUUCCGAGAAACCUCGGGCGCGCAAGCGCAGAUGGGACGUGGUGGGCGCUGAUGCGCUGCCGACAAAGACGGAGGAAGAGCUUGAGGCUAAGCUGGAUAUCAAGCUUGAAGGUGGCGACGUGGAUGGGAACGGAACCGCGGGAACGAAGAAGCGAUCGCGAUGGGACGAGGUCGAGGCCACGCCGAGCAGGCGGUCGCGGUGGGAUCAGGCGCCUGCGGUGGAUGCGACGCCGAUUGGCAAGACUGCGCUUGGAAUGCAGACGCCGAUGCAUGUGGGCGAUGCUGUGGGGCCCAGCGGAGGACAGGGGUUUGCGGUCGCGGGGAUGAUUUCGGAUGAGGAGCUCGACAUACUCUUGCCGUCGGAGGGCUAUGUGAUUCUUGAACCACCGGCUGGCUAUGUUCCGAUACGCACGCCUGCGCGCAAGCUUCUCGCCACACCGGCGCAGACUGGGAGCGGAGGCGGGUUUGUGAUGCUGGAAGACACGACGGCGCAGAGUCGCGCGAUGGCGAAGCAGUUGCCGACGGACAUCCCUGGUGUUGGCGAGCUACAGUUUUUCAAGGAGGAGGAUAUGAAGUACUUUGGCAAGUUGGUCGAUGGUCGCACUGACACCGAUUUGUCGCUUGAAGAACUCAAGGAGCGGAAGAUCAUGAAGCUGCUUUUGAAGAUCAAGAACGGUACGCCGCCUAUGCGCAAGACCGCGCUGCGCCAGAUCACCGAUAAUGCGCGACAGUUUGGUGCGCAAGCUCUGUUCAAUCAGAUCCUGCCGCUGCUGAUGGAGCGCACGCUUGAGGACCAAGAGCGACAUUUGCUCGUGAAGGUAAUUGAUCGCGUGCUCUACAAACUCGACGACCUCGUGCGCCCAUUCACGCACAAGAUCCUUGUCGUCAUCGAGCCGCUGCUGAUUGACGAAGACUACUACGCGCGCGCCGAGGGCCGCGAGAUCAUCGCGAACCUUGCCAAGGCGGCCGGGCUUGCGCACAUGAUUUCGACAAUGCGACCGGAUAUCGAUCACGCCGACGAGUUUGUGCGCAACACUACCGCACGCGCGUUUGCCGUCGUGGCCUCUGCGCUCGGGAUCCCGGCGCUGCUGCCGUUCUUGAAGGCCGUGUGCGGAUCGAAAAAGUCCUGGCAGGCGCGCCAUACCGGUGUGAAGAUCGUGCAGCAGAUUGCGAUCUUGAUGGGAUGCGCGGUCUUGCCUCAUCUGAAGGGCCUUGUUGAUUGUAUUGCGCCUUGCUUGACUGACGAGCAGGCCAAGGUGCGUACGGUGACCUCGCUGGCGCUAGGUGCGCUUGCUGAAGCAGCUGCGCCUUAUGGUAUUGAGUCGUUUGACUCUGUGCUUGAGCCGCUAUGGCUUGGUAUCCGACGACAUCGCGGAAAGGGCCUUGCUGCAUUUUUGAAGUGUAUCGGCUACAUUAUUCCGCUUAUGGAUCCCGAGUACGCAAACUACUACACGAAGGAGGUCAUGGUGGUCUUACUACGAGAGUUUAACUCGCCGGACGAGGAGAUGAAGAAGAUUGUUCUCAGAGUUGUUCAGCAAUGUGCGGCCACGGAAGGAGUUACUGCGCAGUAUCUGCGCGACGAAGUGCUUCCGUCGUUCUUCAAGAGCUUCUGGGUGCGACGAAUGGCGCUCGAUCGACGAAACUAUAGACAGGUUGUCGAUACUACGGUCGAGCUUGCGCAGAAGGUCGGAGUGUCGGAGAUCGUUGAGCGGAUCGUGGUGGUGCUCAAGGACGAGUCCGAGGCGUACCGCAAGAUGGGCGUGGAGACUAUUGAGAAAGUUAUCGCUGCGCUCGGAGCGGCAGAUAUUUCGGAACGUCUGGAGGAGCGGUUGAUUGAUGGAAUUCUGUAUGCGUUCCAGGAGCAAACGGUUGAGGACAAUAUUCUGUUGAACGGUUUCGGCACGGUCGUGAACGCGCUCGGCUUGCGCACGAAGCCGUAUCUACCGCAGAUUGUAUCGACGAUUCUGUGGCGGUUAAACAACAAGUCCGCGACCGUCCGACAGCAGUCUGCAGAUCUGAUUACGCGAAUCGCGGCGGUGAUGAAGAACUGCGGCGAGGACGUGCUGAUGGGCAAGCUUGGAGUCGUGCUGUACGAGUACCUAGGCGAAGAGUAUCCCGAAGUGCUAGGCUCGAUUCUCGGUGGCUUGAGAAGUAUGGUGACUGUGGUCGGAAUUGCAGACAUGCAACCUCCGAUCAGCGAUCUGUUGCCUCGGUUGACGCCGAUUCUGCGAAAUCGACAUGAGAAGGUGCAGGAGAACACGAUCGAUCUUGUGGGACGGAUUGCGGACCGCGGAGCAGAGUAUGUCAGCGCGCGGGAGUGGAUGCGCAUCUGCUUUGAGUUGCUAGAUAUGCUGAAGGCGCAUAAGAAGGGUAUCCGAAGAGCAGCCAACAACACUUUCGGGUAUAUUGCCAAGGCGAUUGGACCACAGGAUGUUUUGGUUACGCUGCUGAACAAUUUGCGCGUGCAGGAGCGCCAGUCACGAGUGUGUACUGCGGUUGCGAUUGGAAUUGUGGCGGAGACGUGUGCGCCAUUCACGGUCCUGCCAGCGCUGAUGAACGAGUAUCGAGUGCCGGAGCUGAAUGUGCAGAACGGAGUGCUCAAGUCGCUGAGUUUCCUGUUUGAGUACAUCGGCGAGAUGGCCAAGGACUACGUGUACGCGGUCGCGCCGCUGCUCGAAGACGCGCUGACGGAUCGUGAUCAGGUGCAUCGACAGACAGCGGCGACGGUGGUGAGACAUCUUGCGCUGGGCUGUAUAGGACUAGGGGUCGAGGACACGAUGGUGCAUAUGCUUAAUCUGCUGAUGCCAAAUAUCUUUGAGACCUCGCCGCAUGUGAUUGACCGGAUCAUGGACGGGAUCGAGGCGGUGCGCAAUUGUGUUGGGGUUGGCAUCGUCAUGAACUACACAUGGGCAGGCCUGUUCCACCCUGCGCGCAAGGUGCGGGCGCCGUAUUGGCGCAUGUACAACUCGGCGUACGUACAGAGCGCGGGCUCGAUGGUGCCGUACUAUCCCGCGGUCGACGGCGGGACGGAGCCCGAAUACCGCCGGGCGGAGCUGGAUGUGUGGCUGUAGAUGAUAAGUUUUAUCUGUAAUGUUUUAUAGGUCGAAAUGACGGCGUGGAUUUGGUAUUUUGUUGAGCAAAUGAAAUGAAUUGCAAUAAGUUUCUUCGC
Molecule: messenger RNA, 3545 nt
Organism: Myxozyma melibiosi
Lineage: Eukaryota; Fungi; Ascomycota; Lipomycetes; Lipomycetales; Lipomycetaceae
Product: U2 snRNP component prp10, variant
Exons: 2
Coding region: 331-3447 (1038 amino acids)
Biological process (GO): spliceosomal complex assembly
Cellular component (GO): catalytic step 2 spliceosome; U2 snRNP; U2-type prespliceosome
Molecular function (GO): mRNA binding
Source: RefSeq, a predicted model, not a curated record